This is a messenger RNA of Stylophora pistillata, 2390 nucleotides long. RefSeq lists its product as uncharacterized. Gene Ontology annotation, biological process: microtubule-based movement. Gene Ontology annotation, cellular component: kinesin complex; cytoplasm. Gene Ontology annotation, molecular function: kinesin binding. NCBI's taxonomy places the organism in Eukaryota, Metazoa, Cnidaria, Anthozoa, Scleractinia, Pocilloporidae. The record is from RefSeq and is a predicted model, not a curated record.
GUUGAAGCAACAUCUGUCACCAUCCUCAAGCUGUUUUAGGACUAUUUCAACGUGAAAUCUACGAUUAAGAUAACCAAGACAUUCAAAGCAUGGUUUACUGCCUUAAAGACUGCCGAUAAACAAGAUGGCGCUACAACCAUUGCGGAACGAGCAGCUAAACUAUUUCAAAUUCGCCGCGAUUGUAGUGAAUGAGUUCCCAAAGGCCUUACGCCAGACGCUCAAGUCCAUGUGGGACAACAGCUUGACACAUCUUUCCGGUCAUCAACUGUGGGAUGACUCCACUGCAUUGAGAAAUUUAUUUUUCGCUUCAGAAGGUAGCCCUAAAAAAAAGCAAAGCUCCCACAAAAGUCUCCUGGGAGGAAUGAGAUUGUACCGCCCUGUUCCACGCCACCAUCUACGCCAAGUCCUUUGCUUUACCCGACAGUAAGGGUCGUCUCAAGACACUUAGCGAGCUGUUCAUGAAAUCUCGAAAACUGGCACAUGGAGAGUUCCAUGCAUCGGUGACAAGCCCGAGUGGAAACAAGGCUGAAACGUUUUCACUUGCGAUUGAUCAGCUUCGACGUUUAAGAAAUUCGCUUUGUCACUCGCACACCUCUGAAAUUGUCAAAGCCACUUCCGAACGGUAUGUGCAGCACGCUGAAGAAGCUUUUAAAGCUCUUGGUGUCAAGACGGACCCCAUUGAUGCCAUUGGUGGUUUAACAGGGUCACAAUUUCGCACAAAUAAAGUUCGUAGACUAGAAGAACGUAUCAAAGAGGAAUAUCGAGCCUAUGUAAGUUUCCUUCAACAACAGCAACAACAUCUGGAGUGCAUGUACUCAGAUGUGAAAGCCUUAAAACGCAAAAUGGAAGUUAUGCCAACUAAAGACGACAUCGUCAAGAUUCUAGAACAAAUGAUCAAGAAUUUAAAACUAGCACCGGUUAAGAACAUGCCAGGUGAGCCAACUGAAGAUGCUUUACUGAACACGGACACUGUUGACCGGGUCAGGAAACUGGAGGACGUUCCCUGCUCACCGCCGAACCUUUUGGAGGAUGAAUAUAAAACCGCGGUUACACAAUUGAACUCAGGAGAUUCUGACUUGGCUCUUCAAUCUGCAAAAUGUGCGCUUGACAUUACGCAAAAUCUGUUUGGAGAAGAACACCGGAAAACGGCUGACCAUUACUUUCUGGUCGGGCUCAUAAAAGGUCAUCUAGGGAACCAUCCAUCAGCUUUUGAGUCUGCAAAGCGUGCCCUGGACAUAAGAAGAAAGUUGUUUGACAAGAUACACUCAGACACAGCUCGAAGUUACUAUUAUCUGGGGGCCAUUCAACAAACCUUAGGUGAUUAUAAAUUAGCUCUUGAGUCUACACAGCGUGCCCUGGAUAUCAGAAAAAAGUUGAUUGCCAAGAAGCACUCAGACAAAGCUCGAAGUUACCAUAAUCUGGAGGCCAUUCAACCUACCCGAGGUGAUUAUAAAUCACCCCUUGAGUGUACACAGCGUGCCGAAGAUAUCAGAAGAAUGUUGUUUGGCGAGGAACACUCAAGCACAACCCAAAGCCACGAUUCCCUGGGGGACACACAAUAUUUCUUAGGUGACUAUAAACCAUCUCUUGGGUCUACACAUCGUGCCCUUGACAUCAGGAAAAAGUUGUUUGACGAGGAAUACUCAGACAUAGGUCAAAGCUACGAUACUCUGGGGCCCAUACGACACUCCUUAGGUGAUUACAAAUCAGCCCUUAAGUCUACACAGCGUGCCGGUGACAUCAGAAAAGACUGAACGAUAGACUUUCUAUUUAACCUUAGUGUCAGGCUGUUAAAAAUGAAAAAUAAAAAAACCAUGAAAGUUUUAGAGGGUUGUGGGUUAAGGAAGAAACUUAUGAGGAGAGCGGAGCCCUUUCCAGUGUUUCGUGCCAUAAUGAACACGACCUUUUUCUUUCUUGAGCGCUGUGCAGGUAGCCUAAGCAUACUAAAAAAUUUCGUUAAAAUUGUUGUGCUUAUUCAUCGUGGUAAGGUACAAUAAUAAUAAAGUGUUAUCGUUCGUCUCACGAAACUGCAUACUGCUAGUCUUCAUCAGGCGAUAAGGUCGACUGGUUUCAGGUAUUCUUAGAAAGCAGGAUGCUGCGCUGUGAUUGGUUGUCAUUCCACAAGCGUUUCGAUCCUCGAUGUUUGUGAGUUGUUCUCUCGCCAGUCCGCCCGCUGUUGUACGGCUCCUGUUGUUGCGUUUUUUGAUCGUGGGCAUCCACGCUUCAGGAAUUUCUAUUCCACUGUCCCUGCUGAUGUUGUUAGGGUGAAGUGUUAUGUGAAUAGCCUCUUUGACCCUGCGAGUGUACCAGUGAAGAUCACGAUCAAUGAGCUUAACCUUAUUUCAAAGCAGUUGGUGUCCGGUGUUGUGAUUAGACCUUUACUUAACACA